GAUAGGGAGGGAGGGGAAGAGGGAAACCGGAAUGAGGGAGGGAGGGGGAGAGGGAGAUCGGGAUGGGGUCCCAUGUCGGGAUGCAAUCGCACAUCGGGACAGGGAGAACGAGAAGGGGCAACGGAGUCGGGAUAGAAAGGUCGAACGAGGGGGAGGGGGUUGCACGUCCGGAUGUCGUCGCACAUUGGGAUAGCGAGGAGGGGCAACGACUGGUUGAACAGGAGGAAUGCCGCAGCCAUGGCCGUGAUCCAGGCUGCUUCAGCUGUCCGCACGUGCGCGCGAUUGGAUGGGCGGCGGGAAGGAGGCUGCAGGAAGUACUGGACGGCUUCGAGCGGAAGGGGUUCCCUGGCUGUGUGGGUGCUAUUGACGGCACCCAUAUCUACGUUAAGAAGCCAAGCGGGGAGAGGGCCGAAUGCUACUACGACCGCACUGGACAAUUCUCUGUCCAAGCGCAGGUCGUGUGCGACAACGAAUGCCACAUCUCCAGCGUUUACGUGGGAUGUCCCGGGUCGCUACACGACUCUCGCGCGCUUCGACUGUCUCCCCUGUACGCUAUGGCGCGCGAAGGCAGGGGUUUAUUCGGUACAGGAUCCGUCGUGUUGAGAGACGAGAGGACUGUUGGCCGCUACUUGCUUGGCGAUGCGGGGUAUCCGCUGCUCCCAUGGAUAAUGAUCCCUGGUUGGCGAGGCACGAGGACGGAGCAGCAGAGGAUGUAUAACGACUGCCACACAUCUGCUAGGUCUUGUAUCGAGGGCACAUUCGGGAGGCUGAAGGCGGUGUGGAGGCACUUCAUACGGCAACAAAUCUGCAACAUGAAGACCUUGUGCAAGGACUUUAUGGCGAUUUGCAUUCUCCACAAUAUCAUGGUCGACCAUCGAGUCGUCAUCGACCCUGACGACUUGUCGGACGACAGCGACGACGACCUGUCGGACGACAACGACGACGACCUGUCGGACGCGGACAGCAGGCCACGUCGGCGCCGCCGUGUGGCCGUCAGUGAUGAGGUUCCCCAGGCACCCGAUCAGGAAAACGAUCCGACGUACGGGAGCGAUUUGGGGAAGGAUAUCAGAAACAGCUUGGUGACGCACGUGUGUCACCAUGCUCGUGUGCAUGGUGCUCCGCAGCCGAGUCCGUGGGGAAGUUGAAGUGUGUGUGUGUGUGUGUGUGUGUGUGUGUGUGUGUGUGUGUGUGUGUGUGCGUGUGUGUGAAUGUGAACGUGAUUUGUCAAACAAAGUGCGUCACAGUAC
This is a messenger RNA of Chara braunii, 1247 nucleotides long. The record is from the annotation of a GenBank genome assembly. Lineage: Eukaryota; Viridiplantae; Streptophyta; Charophyceae; Charales; Characeae.